GCUCUCGACGGUGGAGUGAAGUGCACUGAUGGAGCGCGAGCGGCUUUAUUAUAACACACUGGGCGCGCGCGCACACUUUAAUUUCAAAGGGUGAAGUUGACGCAACCGCAGAUCCAAAGUCUAUAGAACGAGAGAACAUUAACCAGCCUUCAUUCUUUUUCGAGAGGGCAAGUGAGGAUUAGGAUGGUCAUCAGAGUGUAUAUCGCCUCUUCGUCCGGGUCUGUCGCGGUGAAAAAACACCAGCAAGCCAUCGUGGGAUUUUUGGAGGCCAACCGGAUCAGCUUUGAGGAGGUUGACAUCACUAUGCUGGAAGAUCAGAGGUUCUGGAUGUACCGGAACAUUCCUGAGGAGAAACGACCUAAAGAGGGCAAUCCUCUCCCCCCUCAGAUCUUCAAUGGAGAUGACUACUGUGGCGAUUAUGAAGAUUUUUUCCAGUCUAAAGAGACGAACACAGUGUUCUCAUUCCUUCGUGUGCCCUCUGUAAAGGACUCUGAAUCCUGAACCAUGUCAUUGACAUUUCCAUAGACUGAAACGCUGUGGUUUUGCCUCUUUCUCCUCUGAUGUAACUCUUGUCCCCUGGUCUGAAGCCCUCACUGCCAACAAUGCAUUCUGCCAAAACACUUGCUGCCCUCCGGCCCAGCUAUUCCUAAGAAACUUCUCUGUUCAAACACAUACACGGGGUGGUUACAAAUGUUUUCUAUGGCCUAAUUAAUUAUUUAUAAGUCUUGUUUGGUUUCAUUUGUUGUACGUGUUGCAUGAAAAGCCUAUUUUUCUUUUUUAAAUUGGAUAUAAGGAUGGAAGUGGACUUUGUGUGUGUGUAAGACAUCACAAGUGUGCAAGGUUGCAUGUACAAGUGGUCGUUCUUUGUUAAGGAGCUCAGACAGAUGGCCAAAAGGAAAUGUAGGGAUACAACAAAAGAAUCCGGUAAAAUGUUUUCUUUUCCAUAGACUUUGAUCUGUUUGUGAAAAGAAUUUCAGACCAGAAGCCAAAACAGGAAAUAGAAUCCUGACCUGCAUUAAGAUCUCAGUGUAACAGUACUGAUCUGAGCUCAGUGUUUCCAUGCCCCGCAAUGGCUUUUCAGGGCUUCUCUGAGUAAAACUGUUCCUGAAUCAGUAUUUGAAUACUUUAUGAUUUAUUAUCCGAAUUUCAGAUCUCAUUCCUAGACUUUUGUUCCUUCAGGUGGAAAAAAAGAACUCAUGUCUUGUUUGAGGUUAUCCAAGUCUUUCCUCUUUAAUUGUCUGAUAAUGUGUGUUUUUCUUCUCAGGGGUGUAGUAGCAUGUAUAACACUGUGAUGCCUCAACUAUCAGCUCACCCGUUCAUGUAGUUUAUAUAUUCCCCUAUAUCAUACAGUGCUGGGGAGAACAUUGGUUUACUUGUUUUUGUGGAACUCGCUUGGGCAAACUACUGCCAUUCUCCUCCGAAACCCCCCAAAACAAAACACAGACACUUUCCCAUACCUACUUCUCUGCAUUUUCAUUUACUAUUCAUUAUGAUGUUCACUUCUUGCUCUGCUCCUCCCACCCUGUCAUUAAAUGAUUCCACAUGAAUGAGCACUCUGCAUUUAUGUUUACGCAGACAUACACACACCAUUCUCAGGACACAAUUACGUUUUAUGCCCAUUUUGUCUUAUGUAUACACACACAUUCUGGUAUUCCUUUAUAUAUACUGUUACUGUUGUUUACUUUCAUAACCUAAAUGGAUCUAAUUUGUAAUAAAGUAGCCUAUAUUCAAAACCUGA
Molecule: messenger RNA, 1738 nt
Organism: Pimephales promelas (fathead minnow)
Lineage: Eukaryota; Metazoa; Chordata; Actinopteri; Cypriniformes; Leuciscidae
Gene: sh3bgrl2
Product: SH3 domain binding glutamate-rich protein like 2
Cellular component (GO): cytoplasm
Source: RefSeq, a predicted model, not a curated record